Messenger RNA from Aspergillus tanneri, 519 nucleotides. RefSeq lists its product as uncharacterized. Lineage: Eukaryota; Fungi; Ascomycota; Eurotiomycetes; Eurotiales; Aspergillaceae. The coding region runs from base 1 to 519 and encodes 172 amino acids. The transcript has a single exon. The record is from RefSeq and is a predicted model, not a curated record.
AUGGUUCAAAAACAACGAAUGGGAUUCUUACUCGCGGUCAUUGGCUUAAUUUCCGUGAUUGCUUUUGCUGAAGAUAGUGUUGGCCGAGAUGCAUCAUACAAGAGCAAGAGUUGGGAUAGUAGGAAAGCAAAGGGCAUUGUUGUCGAGGAACUUGUUCAGGGAAUGCAAUUGGGACCUGUGAAUGUGCAUGUCGAUGGAGGCGGGGUUCAAGUUAACAUCCGAAAAAUCACCAUUCCACCAAAUGGAACCACUGGCCUACACUGUCACUACGGGCAGGUGAUUGGAGUUGUGCAGCAGGGAACGCUAACCCUACGCGCUCCCAUAUUUCCUACUAGGGUCCAUGAAUACAGGGCCGGCGAAUCAAUCGUGGAAGGAAGGGGUUAUAUACAUGAAGGGCGAAACGAAGACGCAAGUGUUGACGUCGUGCUCUGGGCGGUAUACAUAACACCAGCUGGAAAGCCGCUCGCCGAAACGGAUCACUCUAGAUGCAAGCAAACCGAUGUAUUUGGUAACAAUUAG